AUCCAUUCUUUCGUUUGACAAUGACAACAAAAGGCCGAUCCGCGUUUAUUUAUAAUCGGAAUUUAAAAUUUUAAUUGAAUUAUUUCGUGAACCUACUUUGCUUUUCAGUGUUUACAAAACUAAUCGUUCGUCACAUGAUAGUGUCUUUAAAUUAAUAUUAGCUUUGUAUUUUUUGUUUUAACUAUGGAGCCCACUUCACCAUGGAAAAGGCCGGACGAAGUAAUGCAGCUGCAUCGGCUAAAAAGGAGAAAAAAAGCUUUACAAGAACGCAUGAAGCAACCUCUAAACAGCUCAACUGAUGCAGGUCCUAGUGCCCAAAACACUGUCGACCUAGAUUUCUCUAGAAUUCUUGAGGGUGACAAGAGGAAGAUUAAUCCAUUCUCCAAGAACAAUACACAACAAAGCAAGAAAACCAAGCUCAGCAAUGAAAGCUCACCGCUGGACGAGUCCAAUGACAAAACCUUGUUUGCCCUUCUCAAGCUGCCGGCCAAAACUCCAGAGAAACCGGCUAAGAAGAUAGAGACAGACAAACUAUCCACAUUCUCAAACUUGUUACAGAAAUAUACUGCUGAGCAUACUGUUGAAGUGCAAACAACAGAGCAGAGGUAUAAGCACCUGCCCGUAGACUGGGCCAUAAAGACCAAGCUGCGGCUGAUGUCACCAAAACCUUUUGCCUGGAGUCAACAGCUGAAAGCCAGUGAGGAGGCUUCAGGAAUCACAGGGUUCGUCCGCUGCCUAGACACAACCUCCUCUCCAACACUAGACACAUCACCGCGGGCUCGCUUCCACCAGACCUGCUUAUACUGGCAGCAGCCGGCGCUGCCGUGGCUGAGCCUACACCCGCGCGCCGCCGGCCGCGUCGCCGCUACGAGCUUCCUCGCCGCGCACGACCACGCCAAGCAAGCGCUGUUGAGAGACUGGACUGAGAGCUUCCGGUCACUGUUUCAGUUGCUGCGCGCGCGCCACUGCCCAUACUUCUACGUAUGCGCUAACACAUUCACGUGUUUGUUCCGCGCGGGCGGGCUGGGCGGCGUGGGCGAGCCCAGCGCGCUGGUCGGACCCACCACGCGGGGGCUGCGACAUGCUCUGAGGCAGGAGGACGUAGAAUACACAAUGCCGCUACGGCCAGACAGCAAGAAGAAGCUAAACACAUCGGACAAGGAGGACGACCGGCCCAAGAACUCUUCGUUCGACAGUUGUUACGACACAAUGGAUGAGGCGCGCUCGCCGGAGGGCCAGGGCAAGGAGUCGGGCGAUGAAGAGGACCUGGACUCUGAUAAGUUCCUGUCGCAACUGGGUUUCGAGAAUGAUGUGAUUAAGAAGAUUAAUAAUACUCAGGCUCGAAUACAGAACAGCGUAGAAAGCAGUGUAGACAGCGCAGCGGAGUCACUCGUCUUCGUGCGCGGCGUCGACGCCCAGGCCUUGUUCAACUUCCUCCUGAACUGCAAGUCUAUAGUGAGCCCGACUGGCCCCUACGCGGGGGUGCCGCCGACACUGCUAGCGCCUACAGCUUUCCAGGGAGGCACGCUGCAGUCACUUAAGGUGAAAGAAAGCUCAAUAUACAGCGACAACAACAAAUACUACUCGAUCGAGCUGCGGGGUCCGAUUCUGCCGACCACCGUGCACUCGCUGUUGCGAGUCGUGCGCGACAGCUGUGCCGAGUUCAGUGGCACAUUCGCCCAUCAUCGCCCCACGCUCGCGUUUACAUACGCCGCGAGGGAUAUCGCUAGAGAUGAAACGCCAAAAGAGAAUGAAGCGAACAACUUCACGAAUGCAUUCAGCAAGGAGAACCUCUCGGACUGCGGGCUCAGUGCCGACAUGCUGCAGCAGUUCUGCUCCCCGGACCCUGACGUCAUCAGGGUGCUAGACAGUGUCACUUAUAACUCAGAAGAUGACACCUUCUCAUGGUGACACAUGUUUCUCAGGGGUCCCGGAUAUUUAUGACGAUAUCGGUUGGUCAUAGGACUCCUACAAGUGUUUAGUGUAAAGAAUGAAAUCGAUUUUACAAUUUCAUUUACAAAAUUAUGUGAAAUGUACCUGGUGUGCCAAAGUUCAAAUGAUGAAAUAAAACUUGAUUUUUUGCAUAAUU
Messenger RNA from Plutella xylostella (diamondback moth), 2089 nucleotides. It is a transcript of the gene hd, whose product is annotated as humpty dumpty. Gene Ontology annotation, biological process: nuclear DNA replication. NCBI's taxonomy places the organism in Eukaryota, Metazoa, Arthropoda, Insecta, Lepidoptera, Plutellidae. Gene Ontology annotation, cellular component: nucleus. The record is from RefSeq and is a predicted model, not a curated record.